Messenger RNA from Ochotona princeps (American pika), 479 nucleotides. It is a transcript of the gene TAC4, whose product is annotated as tachykinin precursor 4. The transcript has 4 exons. The record is from RefSeq and is a predicted model, not a curated record. NCBI's taxonomy places the organism in Eukaryota, Metazoa, Chordata, Mammalia, Lagomorpha, Ochotonidae. The coding region runs from base 183 to 479 and encodes 98 amino acids.
GGAGGGUGUUAAAUAAGCUGAAGGAAACAAGCAGGAUUGCUGGAAAGAGAACAGGGGGAAGCGUCCCCCUCCUCCGCUCACACUCAAGCAGCUGAAGGGCAGGCCACAGCCUGCUGAAGGUGGAGUCUUCAGGCCCUGAGUGAGGGGAUCCUGGAGGGUCCCAGGACACAGUAGCCCUUGUCAUGGUGCCCAGCCUUCCCCUGCUGCUCCUAAUGGGGCUGUCUUUGUGUGCUGUGGCAGGUGACGGUGGGGAGGAACUGACCCUCGGCACUGAAGCAGGAUCCUGGGUAACCGUGAACCUGCAGGUAGGCGCUGUCGCCAGUAUUCAGCUCCAGCUGCACGAGGUGAAGAGGGGCAAGGCCAGCCAGUUCUUCGGGCUGAUGGGGAAGCGGGUGAGAGGGUAUCGGACAGGACAAAUGGUUCAGGGCUCACUGGGCAGGAGAGGAUUAUCCAGGAAAGGUCUGGUCAUUGACUAUUAG